Messenger RNA from Pecten maximus, 4974 nucleotides. Its product is annotated as PAX-interacting protein 1-like. Gene Ontology annotation, cellular component: MLL3/4 complex. The record is from RefSeq and is a predicted model, not a curated record. Bases 94 to 2868 code for a protein of 924 amino acids. Lineage: Eukaryota; Metazoa; Mollusca; Bivalvia; Pectinida; Pectinidae. The transcript is spliced from 22 exons.
CCGAUCAGUUAGCGGGAAAGCGACAUCUUGCAGGUUGAGAUGCGAUGAGUUUACUUCUAGAAAUAUUGCAUUUUGUUAUGUGAAGAAGUCAAAAUGGCUGCUGAUGCAGAAAAGAAGGAAGAAGAAAAGACCCCAGAGGAUCUUUUCAAAGAUGUGACCUAUUACGUUGUCGGCGAUAUUGACCCAGAGGUACUUGCUCUUCUUAAUGCUGGAGGGGCAAAGAGAGACACAUAUUUGAGUCAGAUGGUGAGUCAUGUGAUCGCUGAUGAUCAUACACAAGAUGACUACUCAGAGGCCAAAGAACUCUUUGAACUUCCUGUUGUCACGAGCCAGUGGGUGAUCCUGUCUGUGAAAUGCAAGAAAAGACUUCCUAUUGAGAUAUUUGCACCAGAAGGGCGCCUGUUAUCUGGAGUUGUAGCCUGUUCCUCUCAGUUGGAGCCUGAUGAUGCCAAGGCACUAUGGGGAAUGGUGACUUACUAUGGCGGUCGAUGUCAACAAACCCUAGAUCAGUCGUGUACCCAUCUCAUCACUUACAAUACUGAAAGCGAGAAGUACCGAUCCGCCUCCGCACACGUAGCUAAUAUAAAGAUUGUCACCCCUGACUGGGUCACUGACAGCAUUACUAAGGGAGAGAAGCUUGAUGAGGUGAUCUACGACCCGGAGCUGAUAGAGUACCCUCGACCCAAGUCUCCUACACCACCCCCUCCACCGCCACGGGAGCCAACACCACCACCAGUCAUGUUUCCAGAGGCCAUGGAUAUCGCAGACCCAAUGAUGAUGCAAAAUCAAUAUCUACACAUGAUGGGUAACCAUGCUCGGCAACGUGGGGAGAUGUCUGCCCGGUCGCCCGGAAAUCAGGUGAACACCCCCUUCCAGCAGUCUGCCAUGGCUGCUUUAGAGCGACGCGUGUCGGGGGAGGAGUCAGGAGCUGGGUCAAGGCCACCUACACCUAGUGCUAAAGAGGCAUUGGCUCGCAUGGUCAACAAUCGCAUACAGGCAGGAGGACAACCGCGAACUAGUCACUCCCCAAAGUCCCCAGGGAAACCACACCCACCAAUGCCCGGUGGUAUUAACAUGCCUUCCCCUCACCAGAUGCAACAGGCAGGAUUGGGCGGAUAUGCAGGCAUGCCAGGCCAGGGGUUGUCUCCCUUCCCAGGGCAUGAUCCAAUGGGGAUGCAGAACCAAUUGGCGAAUCAACCUCAGCGGACGUUACGGAACAUCACUAACUCUGGCCCACAGCACCCGUCUCCUGGACCACGCCCCAACACAAACAAGAUUAAUCAGAUUCUUGGUUUGAAUAUGAACGUGCCACACCGUCAUCCUCCUCCGCGAUACGGAUCUGCCACAGGGUCACAGAAGGGUCAACACCCAUCACAGUCCCCUAUGAUGCCUACCUAUUGGGGUCAUGACCCUACUGACAAUGUGCCUGCUGACAUGUGCUUGCUGGGAUGUAUUUUCUAUAUAACGGACUACCAGAAGAUGGUGGGACCGGAUCAGAUUGACAACUGGAAAAAGGUGAUCGGGCAGCAUGGAGGCCAGGUAGAUCCUGCCUACUCUAACCGUGUAACCCACAUACUGUGUGCCAACCAACACAGCGACGUGUUUGCUCUGGGUUUAAAAGACCAGAGACGUGUAGUGACAGCAUACUGGCUAAAUGACGUGCUCCUCAGGAAGAGAAUGCUGCCUCCCUGGCAGGCUCUGCACAUCCCCCUGAUCUUCGCUGAUGUGAAGCCAUGCUGUAACCAGAUUAUUUGUGUGACAAACUUUGAGGGGGAUGAAAGAAUGCGUAUCAAACAGAUGAUUAAUGCUAUCGGGGCUAAAUACACUGGCUACAUGACCCAUUCUAACUCGGUACUUGUCUGUAAAAGACCAGAGGGAGAGAAGUACGAAAAAGCUAAGGAAUGGCACUUACCUGUAGUCAAUGCCCAGUGGCUCAGUGACCUUGUCCUGGGUAACCUGGACGCUCUGAAACUUCCCGUCAAUCCUCGCUACCUCCAAACUGUACAGGGAGAUCUCUUCCAGUUGGACACAAGUCGCAUUGGGCACUUGUUAGUUGGUUGGAGAAAUCCAAUGAAGAUACAGAAGGAAAUUUGGAAGAGAUUUCUGCCUGGUCUCCCGAAGUCCCGUCCUGCCGCGGCACCAGGCCAGGAGAAUGUACAUGUCCCAAAGCCUGAGGCAGCAGAACCACCCAUUAAAAAAGCAAGAAUGGACCUGAACAAAGAUGACCAGUCCAUACUGGAAAAGCCUGGACCAAGAGUCAUGUUCACGGGGUUUCCUCGCGGUCUUGCCAAGCGCCUACAGGCUAGUGCUAUGCAGCUCGGUGCCAAUAUCACAGAGAACCCCCGAUACUGUACACACCUAGUCACCCCAACCUUCUCUCGUACCCUCAAAUUUUUCAUCGCCAUCAAUGUCUGUAAGUGUGUGGUCACACGUAACUGGAUUGAGGACAGUCUGGAACAGAACCGAUUCCUAGAUGAGGCGAAUUACGCACUGAGGGAUUUAAAGGCGGAGAAAGAGAUGCAGUGUUGUCUUCAGGAGUCCCUGGCUCGGGCACAUAUCAAACCGCUAUUCCAGGGUCUAACAUUCUACAUUACCCCAAGUGUUAGUCCUCCUGUCGGGGACCUCAUCAACAUUGUGGAGAGUGCUGGCGGCAAGGUCAUGAAGAGGAGGCCUGGGCUUAGAACCUUUCUGUCCAUGAAGGACGAGCAGGGCAAUCCAAAGUGCAUACUGAUAACCUGUGAAAAUGACAUACAUCUGUGUCGGGAUUUACUGGCUAAAAAUAUUGCCAUGUAUAAUGCAGAAUUCAUACUGACCGGUGUGAUCAGGCAGAAAAUUGACUUUAGAAUGUUUCAAAUUGAAGUUCAUUGACACCGCCUGGUGUGAGAAUGACAAACCAACAAAUCAAGGGCAGCUAACCCCAUCAUAACUACUUCCAUGUCAUGCUCAAUCUGAAGGCACAGCUCAACGAUCCAUUUAUCAGGUUGGAUGAUGACACAUAAGGGUGUGGCAGUCGUGGCUUCCAUUAGGAGAGUAAUUUUGUGAGUUCAGUGAGGGAUACGCGAGAUAUACUGAUGGAUUUGAUGAAGAGUUGAGAGUGGCAGGAAUGAUUGAACUGAAGAAUUCAGAGAGAUUAUUUUUUGAGAUGUGUGUAGAUUUAAGUGGAAGUAAACUGAGAUUUCAUUUGUUUUUGAUAAAAUGUUGAGAUAUAUUGAGAAACAAAUUAUCAGGUGAGAGUUGUGAAGGUUUGAAAGGAAGAAAAAACUAUCUAUUUAUAAAAGUGUUUGAAGAAAAAUUAAGAGAAAUUUUUUCACAAGAUGUGUGUAUGUGUUGUUAUCUUUAGUUAAGCCAGUUGGACAAGUGUCGGGUAUCCCUAUAUCACUAGUCAACUCCUCUAUACCGUCCUAAAAACCUAUCUUUUGCUGAUGAUUACUGAAAAUUAAUUUUUCCUUGAGGUUCUGAGAUGCUAUAUAUUAAUAAAGUCUUGUGUAUAUUCGUAUAAAGGUAUUGUCCCAGUCCUCUAUUCUGUAUCUCGGACAAAGAAGAGUUCCAAUUCGAACACCCAUUUAAAAAAUUAACAGAGGGUAUAAUGAAUUUCCUUUCAACGGAAAAAAAAAAAAAAUGGCAACACUUUAGGUCAUGUUCCUUGUUUUGUAAAUGCUCCUUGGAGAAUCAAUCAUUCUAGCCACAGGGGGUUGACACGGUCUGAUGACCCAGAAUGAACUAUUUACCAGUAACCUAGGAUUACUUGUAUAUUUCAUUCAAGGUCAUAGGAGCAUGUCCUGCCCCUGUGAUCCAAACAUCCCCAAAGGGCUUUACAAACAAUUGUCUUUGUAUGAAUAUAGAGAAGAUAAAAUAGAUUUACCCAGAAAACAACUUCACUGUAUCAAAACUUAUGGGCAUUCUACUAAAUAUGUUAAUUUAUUGAAAGUGACAUUAAUGAUAUUAUGAUAAUUUGUAUUGUGUAUGGUAUUUAUCUUGAGUAUGAAAUGUUAUAUUUUAUUAUGUACAUGAAAUCCUACCCACCAUCCUCCCAUGUUAACAGGCUACAGAGGUAUAGGUCAUCUCUCUGGUUCUGUAUAUAGAGGUCAUCUCUCUGGUUCUGUAUAUAGAGGAUCAUACAGAUGUAUAGGUCAUCUCUCUGGUUCUGUAUAUAGAGGAUCAUACAGAUGUAUAGGUCAUCUCUCUGGUUCUGUAUAUAGAGGUCAUCUCUCCUCUGGUUCUGUAUAUAGAGGAUCAUACAGAUGUAUAGGUCAUCUCUCUGGUUCUGUAUAUAGAGGAUCAUACAGAUGUAUAGGUCAUCUCUCUGGUUCUGUAUAUAGAGGUCAUCUCUCUGGUUCUGUAUAUAGAGGUCAUCUCUCUGGUUCUGUAUAUAGAGGAUCAUACAGAUAUAUAGGUCAUGUCUCUGGUUCUGUAUAUAGAGGAUCAUACAGAUAUAUAGGUCAUCUCUCUGGUUCUGUAUAUAGAGGUCAUCUCUCUGGUUCUGUAUAUAGAGGUCAUCUCUCUGGUUCUGUAUAUAGAGGUCAUCUCUCCUCUGGUUCUGUAUAUAGAGGUCAUCUCUCCUCUGGUUCUGUAUAUAGAGGUCAUCUCUCUGGUUCUGUAUAUAGAGGAUCAUACAGAUGUAUAAGGUCAUCUCUCUUGUUCUGUAUAUAGAGGUCAUCUCUCUGGUUCUGUAUAUAGAGGUCAUCUCUCUGGUUCUGUAUAUAGAGGUCAUCUCUCUGGUUCUGUAUAUAGAGGAUCAUACAGAUAUAUAGGAUCAUCAUUGAUUGUCAGCGUUUAUAAUACAGUUAUGUUCAGUAAACCACACGGAACCGUUCCUGAUAUGUGUGUUAGUGGGUGAGGAAAGUGACUUCCAUUAGUGUGCUAAUUAAUGUAUACUUCUAUAUAUUUGAUUCAUGUUUUUAAUGUAUGUAACUUUGAGCAUGUAGAUCAUGCUAGUAUAUCACUGAAAAAUAAACAUUAUUCAAAGAUCAACAA